This is a messenger RNA of Didymodactylos carnosus, 948 nucleotides long. Lineage: Eukaryota; Metazoa; Rotifera; Eurotatoria; Philodinida; Philodinidae. The record is from the annotation of a GenBank genome assembly.
AUGUCAGGAAUUCUCUCAUGUAAAGGUUGUCAGCGGAACUUCUGUCAAGGUCACAUGAGUGAACAUCGACAAGAAUUAGAAGAUGACUUUCAAGGUGUAUUAAGUGAUCGGGAUUCACUCUAUCAACAAAUAUAUUCCGAAACUUCUUCCACUGAUCCCCAAGCAUUUGAUUAUAUCACAAAAUGGGAAAGAAAAACUAUCGAGAAGAUAAACAUGAUUGCUGAUCAAGCUCGACGACAAGUGCAAGAUCUGCUCGAUGAGAAGAGACUUAAAGUAAAAGAGAAAUAUGAUCAAUUGUCAGCUGAACUUCGCCAAAGAAAAGAAUCUAGUCACUUUUUCGAACAGGACAUUGAAAGAUUAAGUAAAACACUUGAGCAAGUCAAACAUGAUUACGAACAUAAGGACAAAACGGCUAUAGUAACGGUAGAAGCUCAAACCAUCGAUUUUGAUAAUAUUUUACGCAUAACGCCGAACGCGAAAACCAAUGUCCAUCAAAAUCAGUUGUUUGUAGGUGGAACACUAUUAGCUGACAAACAACACCAAUCCAAACUGAAUGAAUUUUACGGAAAACCACAUCAACAAUGGGAGUUGAUUUACAAAGCUACAAGAGACGGCUUUCUUGCCAGCAAUUUUCAUCGUCAAUGUGAUGGCAAGGCCAAAACGAUGGUAGUCAUCCAAUCCAAAAACGGCGGUUAUCUGUUUAGUGGCUACACAGCUGCCCCCUGGAGUUCAGAUCAAAGCUUUCAAACAGACCAAACAGCAUUUAUUUUCACUCUGACCAACCCAAACGAUCUUCCAAUAACAAAGUUUAACAUCAGACCAGCAGAAAGCAAAUACGCUGUAUAUCAUGCUCCACAGUACGGACCCAUAUUUGGUGCUUAUCCUGUGACUAAUUCACUUACAACGUCAUCCUUUUACUCACAUGUUCCCAUCUCUACACUCACCUAA